Gadus macrocephalus (Pacific cod) is the source of this 5784-nucleotide messenger RNA. It is a transcript of the gene zbtb18, whose product is annotated as zinc finger and BTB domain containing 18. Gene Ontology annotation, biological process: regulation of transcription by RNA polymerase II. Gene Ontology annotation, molecular function: RNA polymerase II cis-regulatory region sequence-specific DNA binding; DNA-binding transcription factor activity, RNA polymerase II-specific; protein binding. NCBI's taxonomy places the organism in Eukaryota, Metazoa, Chordata, Actinopteri, Gadiformes, Gadidae. The coding region runs from base 613 to 2280 and encodes 555 amino acids. The transcript has 3 exons. Gene Ontology annotation, cellular component: nucleus. The record is from RefSeq and is a predicted model, not a curated record.
GGUCGUUUACUCUCUUUAUCGUGUGCAGUGCUUGCAGCUUGUCAUCCCGUCCCCUAACCCUAACCUUUCUCCGCAGAUGAAGCGGGUUUCCUCCCCCAGGUAGUGCACCUGUCCAGCCUACUCCUCCCCCCUGUCUCCAGGCUUGACUACAGUACCCAAGGCGCACCGCGUCGCUCUCCGCGCGUCCGCCGCGCUCCUCCGCUGCGCCAGUCCGCCUCGCAGCACUCGUACAACCAGUUGGCUUGGCCCUUUUUUCUGCCUUCUCACUCUGUGCUGUUGUUGCCUGGUGUCAACCUACGUCGAGAAGACACAUCCCUCCCUCUCGACUGUUCGAGGGCUGCUCCAAUUUGCCUUCACUUUCCUCUCCACCGGCACCAUUGGCUGUCGCUCUGCCCGUCAAGCCGCUUCCUCGUCGGCGGAGUUGAGUAGCAACAGCUCGGAACAUCUGGCGGACCAGCGCCGCUCUCUCCCCGCCGCUCCUGUCCUUCCCUCGGCGGCUUGUUAUGGAAAUGAGUACAAAGUACAUCUAGUUUUUUUUUUCUCUAGAGGAAGAGCUUUGAAGGAGGAAGCAGAAAGACGUCGGAGCUGGUUGUCUGUUAUGAGGACGGCAGGAUGGAGUUUCCAGACCACAGCAGACACUUGCUCCAGUGUCUGAGUGAGCAGCGCCACCAGGGCUUCCUGUGCGACUCCACCGUGCUGGUGGGCGACGCCCAGUUCCGCGCCCACCGGGCCGUGCUGGCCUCCUGCAGCAUGUACUUCCACCUCUUCUACAAGGACCAGCUGGACAAGCGGGACGUGGUGCACCUCAACAGCGACAUCGUCACGGCGCCCGCCUUCGCCCUGCUGCUGGAGUUCAUGUACGAGGGCAAGCUGCAGUUCCAGGCGCUGCCCGUGGAGGACGUGCUGGCCGCCGCCAGCUACCUGCACAUGUACGACAUUGUCAAGGUGUGCAAGAAGCGGCUGAAGCGCAAGGGCGUGGAGGCGGACGUGGCGCGGCCCGAGGACGAGGCGGCCUCCAGCGGCUCGGACAAGGCGGACAGCGCCUCGGACGCCUCGCCGGGCCGGCCCGCCACCGCCGACCUGCUGCCCAGCGACGAGGACGACGAGGAGAAGCCGGAGGCGGCGGCUGCCCUGUGGCUGAGGAUGCCCGCCGCCGAGAGGGCGGGCACGCCGCUCGGCACGGCCAGCCCCCGGCAGGGCGAGGCGGAGGGCGCGGCGGGGGACCGGGGGAAGCUCCUCUCCCCGGCCGGCAGCCCCAGCAGCUCGCUCUCCCAGAGGUCCCAGCGCUCCCAGCGCUCGGCCGUCGCCCGCGUCGCCCGCCGGGGCAGGAAGGUGUCGAGCGACGCGGCCGACUGCGUCCUGGACCUGUCGGUCAAGCCCGUCGCCGGGGGCCACCAUGGUGGCCCCCUGCACCCGUCGUUCCUGAGCGGGGCGUCGGGGCCCGACGGCACGCUGGGCGUGAGGGUGAAGAUCGAGAGGGGCGUGGCGUCGGAGGAGGAGGAGGAGCGCGGCGUCUACGAGAUGGAGCACAGUGGCGUCGCCAAGGCCGCCGCGCCGAGCGCCAACGGGGGCCUGGGCCACCACGGGGUCACCGGGCCCCUGUCGGCCCAGCGCCGGCUGGGCCUGGAGGCCCACCUGUCGGCCCUGCGCGAGGCCUCGCUGGCCACGGAGCUGGAGAAGGAGAAGGCCCCGGGGGACAACGGGGAUAUGCUGGGGGCCGAGAGCGAGCGCUCCCAGCAUGCCGAGGCGGCCGGCAUGGACAGCACCCUGCUGCCCUACGUGUCCAACAUGCUGUCGGCGCCGCACCACGCGCAGAUCUUCAUGUGCCCGCUGUGCAACAAGGUGUUCCCCUCGCCGCACAUCCUGCAGAUCCACCUCAGCUCGCACUUCCGCGAGCAGGAGGGCAUCCGCGCCAAGCCCGCCGGCGACGUCAACGUGCCCACGUGCUCCAUCUGCGGCAAGACCUUCUCCUGCAUGUACACGCUGAAGAGGCACGAGCGGACGCACUCGGGCGAGAAGCCAUACACGUGCACCACGUGCGGCAAGAGCUUCCAGUACUCGCACAACCUCAGCCGGCACGCCGUGGUGCACACGCGGGAGAAGCCGCACGCGUGCAAGUGGUGCGAGCGGCGCUUCACGCAGUCGGGCGACCUGUACCGGCACAUCCGCAAGUUCCACUGCGAGCUGGUCAACUCGCUGUCGGUGAAGAGCGAGCCCCUGGCUCUGCCCAACGUCAGGGACUGGGCCAUAGAGGACAGCUCCCAGGAACUGUGGAAGUAGAGACACUGGCGGGCGGGAGAGCAGGGGAGGUAUGAGAGAGAGAGAGGGGAGGAAGGAUGGGAGGAAGGGAAAAAAGGCAGUUUGAAAGAGAGAAGUCAGGGGGAGAUGGUAAGGUGGUGGUUGUUUCGGCGUUAAAAUCACUCUCGUUUCUUGUACGUCGCAGAUCUCAUUCAAUUGCACUUUAAUAGCACAUGAUAAUGUUACUACUGAUUUCAUUUUUGGUUUGUCUGUGGGUCAUUUUGUCUUAUGCUAUUUUAUUCACCCAGUUUAUUUUAUUUUAUUGAUUCUGUUUGCUGAGAUUUUUUUUUAAAUACUAUGUUUAAAAUGUGGGUCGACAACAGAGCCACCUGCUGUUAAAUGUUUCACAGUGUGUGUGUGUGUGUGUGUGUGUGUGUCUGCGUGUGUGAAUGCGUGUGUGUGUGCGUGUGUUAAAUCACAACACUGGCUAGUUGAGGUCAAAACACACUGAAGUGAAAAACAUCCAACAAUUACAAAAUACCAAACGGGUACAGUGACUAUCACCUCCAUCUACACCACGCACACAGGACCUCUUGGACGUGUGUGUGUGUGGCUGCGUGUGUGAGGCUGGGUGUUUUUGAGAGACACUGUUAUUCAGGCAAAAGUUCACCUGACAUGCAUGCAAGUCGGCAUGUUGUGUGAGUGUGUUAGUGUGUGUUAAUAUUAUUAUUAUUAUUAUUAUCAUUAUUAUUAUGUUUUAUGUUUAUUAUUAUUAUUAUGGAGGGUUUUUUGCGAUGCACUCCAGGUAUCUCAAGUUAAGCUCUUUGCUGUGUGUGUGUGUGUGUGUGUGUGUAUGUGUGUGCGUGUAUGUACACAUGCUUGUGUGUGUGUGUAUGAGGGAAGGCUAACUGUCAUACAAAUGGCACUCAUGCAAUGCACAGCCUCUUUUUUUACUUCCAAUCAAUUUGAAGUAUUUUCUAAAAACGAAAAAGACCUUUACAAAUUAUUAAUAUUAUUAUUGUUGUUAUUAUUGUUAUAGAUCUUUUCUUAAAUCUAGAUGGCAGUCUUUAAAAAAAAAUCUUCUUGUCGAAAAAGGUAUUUAAUUUAAGUUGGGUGUACAUUGUUGCGCUAUUGUUUUACAACAUAUUGUUAUUUUAUUUUUUACCAUUAAUGUUCUAAUUAUUAUUAGUAUUUCAAAUUUUUAAAGUGGACCUGCUGUUGUUGCAUGACGUCCAUACCUGUAUAUUUUUGGGGAAAAAUGUGAAUUUGCUGUAUUACUGUACACAUUGUAAUUGAUCAAAUAAUUGACGACAGACUUUCUUUCUCUUUCGGUUCCUUUGUGAAUACUACUCCAGGGUGGGGUCUGUUGAACAGCUGUUGAAUAUUGUGCCCACGGAUAUGGACAAACGCAUGAAAUAUCAUUUAUAUUUAAUUUAGUGUGAUACAUUGGACCGUUUGUCAGUUGCUUUUCCUGGACGGGGUCGGAGGCAGAGGGGGACAGUGGAGAGGGGGGCGGAGGGGGGGUGCUCCUGGUACGCUGUGGGGGGUCACCGGCGGACCACUGGAAGAAUGUUCCGGCAGGUUUUCCCAUGGUUCAGGUGGAGAGAAAGCAGUGUGUUGAUGCACUAAUCUCCCUGCUAUGACUGUGUGUGUGUGUGUGUGUGUGUGUGUGUGUGUGUGUGUGUGUGUGUGUGUGUGUGUGUUGCGUGUUGGGGGGGAGCGAUUGUGCGUCCGUUCUCGUGACUAGUUUAUUUCUAGUCCACUUAACCUACUGAAUAGCUCCGUCCCCACAGCUUCUCCUCUACCACCGCUCGCUCUAUCUGCUGCAGUGUGUGUGUGUGUGUGUGUGUGUGUGUGUGAGUCUGUGUGUGCAUGUGCGUGCCAUUGCUUCCCAUCUGUGCCGCUCUCCUCUCCAGCACUAGGCUCGGUCAGGCUAACUCCUCGAUUUCAGCCUUGUCCCUACGACACUUAUUGCCCUGUCCUCUCGAAUGUGACUCACACUGGUCUGGAGCCGAGGCGGGGGCGAGAGAGGUAGAGAAGAGCUGAGGAGAGAGAGGGAGAGACGGAGAGCGAUGAGGAACAGCCAUGUUUUGUACUGUCCUGCUGCAAGUUGAAGGGUUAAGGUGUUGUUUUAUUUAUUUAUUAUUAUUUUCUCAGCGUAUCAUUUAGAGACGAUGUUGUGCUACAGCACGGUGAAAUACACACUUGAAGAAGGGGUAUGAGAACUAGUUCCACAACGACGUCUGUGUCUGUGUCUGUUAAUGCGUGUGCAUAUUUGCUACUGAAAGUAUCCUUCAUUUGGGAUUAUACACAAUUGGCUUGCCUGAUGGCACCUUUAGAGUUAAAUUUCAGUUUUUUUCUUUUUUUAAAAUAAUUUAUAAAUAAAAGAUGCCUUUAUUUAAAAAACGUAAUGCUAUUCACAUAUGUGAUACUGUAUAGCACUGAAAAAGACUUGUUUGGAAUCCUAAUGAACUAAAUGGGGAUUUAUACUUUUGUCAGACGUCCUUUUCUGAUAAUAAGAAAACAUUACGUUAUAUUUUCUAUUUUUGCUGCAUUUUAAUGUUACAGAUCUGGGCUCACAACAGUGUGCAGUUUGUUAACAUUUCUAUUUUAUAAUAAUUGACAUUAUGGUGCAACCACAUUUAAAUUUAGUCUUGAGAAUAUGAUGAAAUUCAACGCACUGUAUUUCUGAUGCGGACACCCGAUCCAGACCCACCAUCGCUGUGUUCGUGGGUGGACGUAUCUUGUGUGUGUGUGUGUGUGUGUGUGUGUGUGUGUGUAACUUGCAGUGGGCAUGUGUGCAGAGUUGUGUGUGCCCACCCUAUCAGUUAUCAGCGGGGGGGGGGGGGGCGGUGGGGGCUCACCAUGGCUGGCGACGCCUCUUCAACAAACAACUUUUUGUUUUUGUUUUGUUUGUGUCUUUCGCUCCAAGCGUGUCAUCUUCACUGGCAGCGAGGUCCCUGCCUGCGUUCCCCUCCACAUGCCGUUCAUCCCCCUGGGUUUCUACUUUUAGCUCCGUUCGUUUCCUCUGGGUGUAUACUUGACCGCCUUAACCUGCUGUAGUCCAGGACGAUGUAUCGGUGUGGGAUUAUGGGAUGGCUGUCGUCGUGCUCGACCAACCGGCUUCACAUCUUCGCUGUGCUUACUUGAAAACUCACGGGCGAGAUAUUUAGCAAGCUGUAUGAGGAGAGUUAAAUCAGUCAAUGUUCAAAUGUAGACAAGGUUAUGAAGGGGAGGGGGGGAGGUGAAUACAUCUCUUUCAGAAGGACAAUCGCUGUCUGGGGAGGAGGUGGGGGGGGCAAAGAAGCAGAUUUUGAUUUAAAUAUAUUUGCUCUUCCUUGAGAUUUGAUUUUCUUUGCUUUUAUGUUCUUUCUUAAACAAUGUAGUCAUUUUAGCUUUGACAAUCAUAGUUGGUUUGGUUUUGUUUUUCUCUCAAGGGGAGUGAAUUCUAAUGGUGUUUAGUUUUGUAAUUUUUUUGGCGUGCUGUUGUUGACAUUUCUAAAUUGUGUACCAACUGCAAUAAAUUAUAAGAAUCUUGAAAUUCAA